Sinocyclocheilus grahami is the source of this 3216-nucleotide messenger RNA. RefSeq names its product ELAV like neuron-specific RNA binding protein 4 (gene elavl4). The transcript is spliced from 9 exons. The record is from RefSeq and is a predicted model, not a curated record. Gene Ontology annotation, cellular component: ribonucleoprotein complex. Gene Ontology annotation, molecular function: RNA binding. The coding region runs from base 490 to 1788 and encodes 432 amino acids. Lineage: Eukaryota; Metazoa; Chordata; Actinopteri; Cypriniformes; Cyprinidae.
AAUUAGCAGUGCUGUGCAGGCACCCUAUUACCAUAGUGCCUGUAGGUGCAAUCAGUCCGCUCUAACUCAAGCUGAGUCCUCAGUUGCGAUUGAUUGCCUGUGCUGCUUCUGAAUGGGCUUCUGCUAGCCAAAGUGCCUGUGCCUCUGUCUGCAAGGCUGCCAGAGCGAAAGCGUUAAUUUUCCAGAGUAGAGCAGAUGACGGACAGCUGAGGCAGCCAGUGAAAGAAGUGAGGAGGAGGGGGCUGCUCUGACCUCACCAAUGAGGAGGAGGCAGGGAGAGGGGCUGCAGCGUUCAGCUCAUGCCGAAGCCUGUGCAUUCACAAGCAGCCUCACUCGGAGGAGGAAUGCCCACUCUCUCUCCCGCUGGCCACACGCUGCCUCGCCACUGCUGAGACACAUACAGAGAGAGAGAGAAGAGACCGAGAGAGAUCUCCAAGUGAGGAGACAUUAGCACGGCUAUAGGCGAGAACUCUGCCCGCCGACUUACAAAUGGAGUGGAACGGGUUUAAGAUGGGAUCGACAGAGACUCAGUGGCGUCAGGCAGACCUGCCGCAGCUCCAGGGCUGGGCUGAGAAGGGACUGCUGACACAGCCAAAGAUGAUAAUCAGCAACAUGGAGCCUCAGGUGACGAACGGGCCGAACUCUGCCAUGGCCAAUGGUCCCUCCAGUAACAGCCGCAGCUGCCCCUCACCAAUGCAGACCGGCGGCUCCAGUGACGACAGCAAGACAAACCUCAUUGUCAACUACCUGCCCCAGAACAUGACCCAGGAAGAGUUCCGCAGCCUCUUUGGCAGCAUUGGCGAGAUUGAGUCCUGCAAGCUGGUUCGAGACAAAAUCACAGGGCAGAGUCUUGGCUAUGGCUUCGUCAACUACAUUGACCCAAAAGAUGCAGAGAAAGCCAUCAACACGUUAAAUGGACUCAGACUUCAGACCAAAACUAUUAAGGUUUCAUAUGCACGGCCCAGUUCGGCUUCUAUCCGUGACGCUAAUCUGUACGUGAGUGGGCUGCCCAAGACCAUGACCCAGAAGGAGCUGGAACAGCUCUUCUCUCAGUACGGACGGAUAAUCACCUCCCGCAUUCUCGUCGACCAGGUCACAGACAGAGAGAGGAACCGAGAGAGGAGGUGUCAUUCCCAGUUUCCUCUAUCUGCUCCACUUUCGAAGGAUUCGGCUUUGACCUCAACAUCACUCUGCGGUGGCUCGCGGGGUGUGGGCUUUAUUCGCUUUGAUAAGAGGAUAGAAGCGGAGGAAGCCAUCAAGGGUCUGAAUGGACAGAAGCCCUCAGGUGCUGCCGAGCCCAUUACGGUGAAGUUUGCCAACAACCCCAGCCAGAAGACAAGCCAGGCACUACUGUCGCAGCUGUACCAAUCCCCCAACCGCCGCUACCCUGGACCCCUCCACCACCAAGCGCAGAGGUUCAGGCUGGACAAUUUGCUUAAUAUGGCCUAUGGCGUUAAGAGGUUCUCCCCCAUCACCAUCGAUAGCAUGACCAGUCUAGUAGGGAUGAAUAUCCCCGGUCACACAGGAACGGGCUGGUGCAUCUUUGUCUACAACCUGUCUCCGGACUCGGAUGAGAGUGUCCUGUGGCAGCUCUUUGGACCGUUCGGCGCUGUUAACAACGUCAAGGUGAUCCGUGACUUCAACACCAACAAGUGCAAGGGGUUCGGUUUCGUCACCAUGACGAACUACGACGAAGCGGCCAUGGCCAUCGCCAGUCUGAAUGGGUAUCGGUUGGGUGACCGUGUCUUGCAAGUGUCUUUCAAGACCAGCAAGACCCACAAGUCCUGAACUCCCCUCCCAUCACUUGUGUAGCUCCUUACAGCUCCUCUAAUACUAAAAACCCACCUCUGCCCACUCAGCUACUCAAAACAGGAACACACCCGACCAACGAACCCACAAAAAAGAACUGGAUAUGGCUUAUAAUAUAACUUUGGACCUAUAAGCCAACGUUGCCUAAGUAUUACAAAAUGACAAAUUGAGAAUAUUCAUUAUUUGGAGACCCUGGAAGUGGUACAGGGAUUCUGUUGUAUAUCUUUUUGAGUUCUCGUGAUUGUUUUUACUUUAUUCUUUUUUUUUUCUCUGUAAACAGUAGCAAAACCAGACCGCCCUUAUUUUGAAGAAGAAAAUGUCCUUCUUUAGAUCGAACUUUCUUGGUGUCGAUUCAGGAUUUUUUCUUUCUUUUUUAAAUCCGGAUCCACUGUCGUUAGAAUAACGCCUCCCUGGUAAGAGAACAGGAGGGAGCUCUUUUUAAAAAAAGAAGAAAAAAAAUCGUGAUCAUUCAUUCAUUUGUUUUGGUGUAAAUUGUUUGAGAUCCCCAAAAUGUCAUUCAUCAAAAAUGAAUUGACAGGGAUGAGGCCAUCCCUUUUCUCUAAUGCAGAAGAUGUUUCUAGCAUAGUUUUGGUUUUGUACUGCAAACAAAACACACGUCUGUCCUCACGGGGAAUUCAGGGGGAAGGGGCGAGGGAAGGGAUGGGCUAGCGCUCCUGAUGACACGUUGCGUCAAAAAAAAUAAAAAUACCUACACACACACACACACUGUUGCCAAAGAGAAAAUCUCUUUGCUUGAAAAUGCGUUUAGAAAAAAUGAAAAAAUAAAGAGAAAGAAGAUCUAUUUUUAUAAAUAAUGAUUAAAAUAAUUAUUGAAGAAUUUUUACAAGAAUCUGGAUUUGAAAAAAGAGAAAAAUAUUUUGACUGGCUAAUUAGGGACGGGGGGAGGGAUCAGGUGCCACCUUGUCUUGUUCGUUCUGCCGUGGUACUUUUUAGGAUCCAAGGUCAUUUGUUUUUCGGGGAGAACCGUAUUGGCAAUGGAAGAAUUUUGUAGAUGGAAGAAUUUAUCAAGGGAUGCAAAUUCAGGCAGGUAAUUUUUCAUAGCAGUAAUUAUUCAACAGCGAUACCCAAUAGGAGAGGGAGAGGGGUCUUCCCAGGCUAACCACAUCUUCACAGUCAAGAGCCCAAAGCAAGGCCACUCAUUGUCCACUCAUUUACUUUAGAUCAUCUGUCUUUGGGAUAUAAGUAAUAAAGAUACGCGCGUGCACACACACUUCUUUCUCCAUUCGGACGACAUAAACAUGGUUAUGUUUAAUUCGCUAUGAUUUCGUGAUAUCGCAUUCGAGAUGUACUUCCUUUAGCGAUCAACAGUAGGUGCUAUAUUACAUGGUUCACAUAUCUUAAAUAUCCAACUUUGUUGUUCUUCGUGUUGUUUAGAGAGAAAAAAAA